Nicotiana tabacum (common tobacco) is the source of this 378-nucleotide messenger RNA. RefSeq lists its product as uncharacterized. Lineage: Eukaryota; Viridiplantae; Streptophyta; Magnoliopsida; Solanales; Solanaceae. Gene Ontology annotation, molecular function: nucleic acid binding. The record is from RefSeq and is a predicted model, not a curated record.
AUGGAUAUGGAGUUGGCGGGUGAGAAGAUAUUGCUCCAACUCAAUGAUCUAGAUGAAUUCAGGAUGAAUGUAUAUGAGAACUCCAAGCUAUACAAAGAAAAGACCAAAUGGUGGCAUAACAAGCACAUCAAGCAUCUCCAUUUCGUGUUGGACCAGUUGGUAUUGUUAUACGCAUCCAGGUUGAAGUUUUUUCCUGGAAAAUUAAAGUCAAGAUGGUCUGGACCUUUUAAAAUAGUAUGUGUGACACCAUACAAGGCUAUAAAGUUAAGAGUGCCAAAUUCUGAGAGGACGUUCUCGAUCAAUGGGCAAAGAAUCAAGCAUUAUUGGGGUGGUGACGUGGAUCGUCACAAGUCCUCAAUUGCACUGAAGGAUGCUUGA